Messenger RNA from Arachis duranensis, 3899 nucleotides. RefSeq names its product putative disease resistance RPP13-like protein 1. Gene Ontology annotation, molecular function: ADP binding. Lineage: Eukaryota; Viridiplantae; Streptophyta; Magnoliopsida; Fabales; Fabaceae. The record is from RefSeq and is a predicted model, not a curated record. The coding region runs from base 73 to 3756 and encodes 1227 amino acids. The transcript has 2 exons. Gene Ontology annotation, biological process: defense response to other organism.
AAGUUUUUCACUCUCCUUCAUACCUGAAUUUCUGAUCAUCAUUUGCUUCAGUUGUAUGAGAUCAUAUAUAUCAUGACUGGAGCACUUGUUGGUGGAGCUUUUCUUUCUGGCUUCAUCAAUGUUGUCUUUGACAGGUUACUUACAGUUGAUGCAGUCAACUUGGUGUUGGGCAAGAAGCUUGGCUCUGACUUGGUUGAGAGGCUGAAGAUUUCUCUGCUUGCUGCUGAAGCUUUGGUUGAUGAUGCUGAGUACAAGCAACUGGGCGACGAACGUGUGAGGGAGUGGCUCAACUGUCUCAAGGAUGCUGUCUACAUUGCUGAUGACUUGCUGGAUGAUGUCCUCACCAAAGAAGCUACUCAAAAGAAGGUACUUUCUUUCUUGCCUAGUUUCCUCGACCGGAAAAGGAAGAUGUUGAUGGUAAAUAAGAUGGAAGAGGUGGUGACAAGAAUAGAAUUUCUUCAAAAACAAAAAGAUUUGCUUGGUCUUGAAAAGAGUACCAAGAGGAACUUCUUGUCAUGGAGAAUUCCAUCUACAUCUCUUGUAGAAGGUAGUAUAUAUGGCAGGGAAAAGGACCAACAGGAAAUAAUCAAGAUAUUAAAUGAUAACAGAGAACAUCAGUUAUCUGUGAUCUCCAUUGUUGGCAUAGGUGGGGUUGGUAAAACAACUUUAGCACAAUGGUUGUACAAUAAUGAGGACUUGAUGGACAGGUUUCAAGUCAAAAAAUGGGUUUGCAUCUCAGAGGACUUUAAUAUUGCUGAGGUUACAAAGAAUAUUAUAGGCCAAGAUGGUUGUAAUACUGAUGAUUUUAACUGCCUUCAACAUGAAUUGAAGAAAACAUUGUUGGGAAAGAAAUUCUUUAUUGUUUUGGAUGAUGUUUGGAGUAAUGAUGGUGAUGUUUGGAAGAAAUUUAUAACUCCAUUUCAAUAUGGGGCUAAUGGAAGUAUAAUUCUUGUAACAACUCGUGCCAAAGAAGUUGCUUCCUUAAUCCAAACUUGUCCCCCUUACAUUCUCAAUGAGUUGUCUGAAGACGGUUGCUGGUUAGUGUUUGCAAACAAUGCUUGUUUUCCCGAAUCAAAUGGGAGUUUGCCACUAGAAGAAAUCGGCAGAAAGAUUGUCAAGAAGUGUAAGGGGUUACCAUUAGCUGCAGAAACACUUGGACGUAUGUUGCGGAUGAACCACAAUGUUAAGGAGUGGGAAAGGGUACUAAUAAGCAAUAUCUGGGAAUUUUCUGUUGAAAAAAGUAAAAUUAUUCCAGCAUUGUUAAUUAGUUACUUUCAACUUCCUGCAUAUUUAAAGCGUUGCUUUGUUUAUUGUUCAUUGUAUCCCAAAGAUUACUGCUUUACCAAAGAUGAUCUAAUUUUGCUGUGGAUGGCCGAAGAUCUUUUGAGACCACCAAAGAGAGGAGAGAGUUUAGAAGAAGUUGGUCAUGAGUGUUUUGUUGAACUAGCUUUUAGAUUAUUUUUUAAACAAGAUGGGGAUGGGUAUGUUUAUAAGAUGCAUGAUCUCUUGCAUGACUUAGCAAUUUUCCUUGCUGGAGACUUUUAUUGUAGAUUUGAAAAGGUUGCUGAUGCAGAGUAUAUGUCUAGUCAUAUUCGCCAUUUGUCCUGUGAAAGCUUGAAUCAUCUGAAUCUUGAUUCCUUCAGUAAAGUUAAAUCUUUGAGAACACUCUUGCAAAUCAAUUUCUCUUCCCUUUCAGACAACAUUGAUGCUGUAACAUGCAUUCUGAUGUUGAAGCUCAAAUAUUUGAGAGUUUUGUCCUUCAAAAUGCUUGAUGUAUUACCUGAUUCAAUAGGUGGAUUGAUCUAUUUGCGUUACUUGGACCUUUCUUGGACAAAUAUUAGGACACUCCCAGAAUCAUUAUGUGACUUGUGCAAUCUACAAACAUUGAAGCUGCAUAACUGCACCAGUUUGAUUAUGCUACCCAAUGGCAUGCAUAAGCUUGUGAAUUUGCGACAUCUUGAUAUUUGGGGAACUUGUUUGAAAGAAAUGCCAAGAAAAAUGAGCAAAUUGAAACACUUACACAUAUUCAGCUACUUUACUGUGGGCAAGCAUAAAGACAAUGGAAUCCAAGAGUUAGGAGAGAUUUCAAAUCUUCAUGGUUCAUUUGGGAUUAAGAAGUUGGAGAACAUUGUUGAUGUGAAGGAAGCAAAGAGUGCAAAAAUAAUGGAUAAGAUGCACAUUGACUGCUUAUCAUUGGAAUGGUUUUCAAGUGAUGACAUGGUUUCAGACACACAGAUUGAAAGAGACAUACUCGACAGCUUGCGACCGCACAAUGGCUUGAAAGAGUUGACAAUCGAGGGAUACAAAGGUACAGUAUUUCCAAAUUGGGUUGGCCAUUGUUCCUACCAAAACAUGACCAGUGUAUCUCUAAAGUCUUGCAACAAUUGCUGCAUGUUGCCUUCACUUGGACAGUUGCCAUCUCUCAAGUCCCUGCACAUUGAAGGUUUUGGUCAGCUCAAGUAUAUUGGUGAUGAGUUUUACAAGAAUGAAGACAAUCCUUCUUUGCAUAUUGCUCCUUUUCCCUCACUAGAGACAUUGCAAUUUCGGGACAUGUCAUGCUGGGAGAUGUGGCACUUGCCUGACUCAGAAACUUUUCCUCAGCUUAAGAGGCUUCUAAUAAGAGAUUGUCCAAUGUUAAAGGGAGAUAUGUUUAAUCAAGUAUUCCUGAAAAUCCUUUCUUCUUUGUCUGAUGUUUCUAAAGUUCGCAAACUAGAUAUAUCAGAAGGAUGCUCUCAAGAGAUGUCACUUACUGGGGAUAAUUUAUCAAUUGGAGGAUGUGAAUCCAUUGUGAAGUCUGCAUUUGAGGCAAUUAGCAUCAACCAUCUAACUUGUCUCCAAGAAAUACAAAUCUCAGGGUGUUUAUCUGCUGUAUUCUUGCCAGGCAAUUGUUUACCUGAAUCUUUGCAAAAGCUCGCAAUCUGCAGCUCUGGGAAACUGGAAUUCCCGGAGCAACAUCAGCAGAAGUAUGAUUUGGUAGAGCUACAAAUACAUUCCAGCUGCGAUUCGCUAACCUCGUUGUCAUUGGAUGCCUUUCCCAAUCUCAAGAAUCUUGAAAUACAUUGGUGUGAGAAUGUGGAAUCAGUUUCAUUGUCACAGCCACCCCAUACUGCUCUCCAACAUCUCAGCAUCAUUGGAUGCCCCAAAUUUGUGUCAUUUCCUGGAGAAGGAUUGGCUGCACCCAACUUGACUAGUCUCCAUGUUAAAAGGUGCUCAAAGUUGGAGGAAUUUCCAAGAGACAUGAAUACUCUUCUCCCAAAUUUGGAGUCCCUUGAAAUGCAACAUUGCCAGGAAAUUUGUAGGUUUCCAGAGGGUGGUUUGCCGCCUAAUUUGAAGUCACUUACUGUUGGAGGUUGCGAGCAACAGUUGAGGAGUGUAUCAUCAAUGGGAGGAAACUUUGAGUCUCUCACUCAUCUUGAAAUUUCAGGUGUUGGCUGUGAGAGUGUGAAGUCAUUCCAUGAGAUAGGUUCACUGCCUCAUCUUCCCUCCAUUACCACUUUAGUGAUCAGGGGUUUUUCAAAUCUGGAGACGUUGGAGUGCAACGAGCUUCUCGGCCUUACCUCCCUCCUACAAUUAAGAAUUGGAGGGUGUCCAAAUCUGGAGAAUAUGGUAGGAGAAAAGCUUCCUUCCUCUGUGUUAACAUUUCAAAUUUCUCACUGUGGUUUGCUUGGAGAACACUGCAAGAACAAGCAUCAACAAAUUUGGCCCAAAAUUUCACACAUCCCGACCAUUCAAGUUAAUGGCAGACAAGUUUUGUGAAUAGAGAUUUCUAAGCAGGAUACAUUAUCAAACAGUUUUCCCAAGAUGAUGAAGAUAUACCUAAUGUCACAUACUCCCUGCCUGUGAUGCUCAGCUCAAUUGGACUCGCCGGUUUCUUUGGCAUAUAUGCUGUUGCUUGUUUC